Messenger RNA from Kluyveromyces lactis, 1122 nucleotides. RefSeq names its product pantothenate kinase (gene CAB1). The record is from RefSeq and is a predicted model, not a curated record. Gene Ontology annotation, molecular function: ATP binding; pantothenate kinase activity. The transcript has a single exon. Lineage: Eukaryota; Fungi; Ascomycota; Saccharomycetes; Saccharomycetales; Saccharomycetaceae. Gene Ontology annotation, biological process: coenzyme A biosynthetic process. Gene Ontology annotation, cellular component: cytosol; nucleus. The coding region runs from base 1 to 1122 and encodes 373 amino acids.
AUGACUUCUGAUAUACUGUUGACGCACUCGCAACUUAUACCAACUCCGCAGGAGGAUGAAACUACGAAUGGGUCCGGUAAUGUUUUCACCAUAGCUGUUGAUAUUGGUGGCACGCUUGCAAAGGUGGUUUUCAUGCCACUCAAUACCAAUAGAUUGAUGUUCAGAACUUUGGAAACUGAGCGGAUCGAGGAAUUCAUGGAACUCUUACAUGAUAUCAUACAAGAGUAUCACGAUGGGCUAUACGAACGUACGCUAUUAGUAGCUACCGGAGGGGGCUCUUAUAAAUUUUAUGAUUUAUUAGUUGAGCAGUUCCCAACUGUAAUUGGUAUAGAGCGAUCUGAUGAAAUGGACUGUUUGAUCAAAGGGUUAGAUUUCUUCAUUCACGAAAUACCAAAUGAAAUUUUUACUUAUAAUGAUCUGGAAGGAGAAGAAGCAGUGGAACCACUACAUAAUUCUAACUCCAUAUAUCCCUAUAUGUUGGUAAACAUAGGGUCCGGGGUGUCUAUCUUGAAAGUGGACUCUCCAACGUCCUUCAGUAGAGUUGGGGGAUCAUCUCUUGGAGGAGGCACCCUUUGGGGUCUAUUAUCUUUGAUCACAGGCGCUAAAUCUUUCGAUGAAAUGUUAAGUUGGGCGCAUAGGGGCGAUAAUACUAACGUUGAUAUGCUCGUUGGUGACAUCUAUGGCACCGCAUACGAUAAGCUAGGACUAAAAUCUACUCACAUUGCAUCGUCCUUUGGGAAAGUGUUUCAAAACAGGUCACAGGUGGAGCCCGAGGAUAAAAGGUAUCCAUCACCGUCUGAAACUUCUACAGAAGACAUUCAAAAAGAUAAAAAAUUCAAUAAUGCCGAUAUUUCGAAGUCGCUACUCUAUGCUAUCUCAAAUAACAUUGGCCAAAUUGCAUAUUUACAAGCUAAAAUUCACCACGUUAAAAACAUAUAUUUUGGUGGCUCCUAUAUUAGAGGACACUAUACUACUAUGAAUACCUUAAGCUACGCUAUCAACUUUUGGUCAGAGGGCAGAAAGAAAGCGUUUUUCCUAAAACACGAGGGUUAUUUGGGAGCAAUGGGGGCUUACCUCCUUGCGUGCAAAGACAAAAUGAGCAGCAAUGUUGAACCAUCCUGA